AUGUACACAACCUUUAUCAGACCACAGUUAGAAUACGCUUCCUUGGUGUGGGGUGGAUGUAAUAUAGGUGACAGCGAAAAAUUAGAAAAAUUACAAUUAUGUGCUGCUAGAAUUGUCACAGGAUUAACUCUGUUAGCUUCUAAAGAUGCACUUUACAUUGAAACUGGAUGGGAACCAUUACAUGAAAGAAGGAAAAAGACCAGACUAACUACAAUGUAUAAAAUUGAUAAAAACCAAGUUCCUGAAUAUCUCACUGAUAUAAUCCCUAACUUACGAUGUAAUUCAUCAAGUUACAGUACGAGAAACUCGCAGAACUAUAACAUACCCAAAUGCAGAUUGCAAGCUUACAAAUCAACUUUCGUUCCCCUUGUUAUUGAAGAAUGGAACUCAUUACCUCUUAAU
Messenger RNA from Saccostrea cuccullata (small rock oyster), 402 nucleotides. RefSeq lists its product as uncharacterized. The record is from RefSeq and is a predicted model, not a curated record. NCBI's taxonomy places the organism in Eukaryota, Metazoa, Mollusca, Bivalvia, Ostreida, Ostreidae. The transcript has a single exon. The annotation marks the transcript as partial.